AUGGAAACAGAAGAAGAAUCCUCUAAGGUAUUGGCAACAAAAAAACAAACAAAAAGAAAAGGUCUUACUGGUGUCCAAAAAGCUGAAAUAUGCUAUCUACAAGAAAAGGGAAUUCUAACAAUGCUUCUUCGAAGUGACAAAGAACCAGAAAAUUCACCCUGUUGGAAGAGGCGCUGGCUCUUUGGAUGUCUCGGGCAAGCAAAUUAUAAAAGAAUUUUCUGCAAAGAUCGUAUAGAUGUAUUUGAUACUUUUUUGAAAUUUGGUGGUAGUUUUCCUGAACCAAUAACUAUUAAAGAUAUGAUCGACUUUUCCAAAGAGCUUGUCCAAAUUAAUAAACUAGAUAUCACUAAUGAGAUUCAGGAUUUGAUUAUACGCUUACCUCUCGACCAGCCUAUAAAUGCAAAGGAGUAUGUAAAUUCUGAUAACAAUCUUAUUACCACUGAAGUGCUGAAUGAUGAUGAGAUAAUCGAAGCUGUAAAGAACCAUGAAUGUAUUGAACCAGAAGAUGAAAUUUCAAAUAAGUCAAUAUCUUUUGCACAAUCCUUAGGAUUUAUUGAUAGGAUUUUAUUGUUUUUUGAGCAGCAACCGGAUGGCACUUUCAAAAUUGAUGAUACACUUAUUCAAAAUUUAGAAAAAUUAAAAAAAGAAUUGAGAUUGAAAAAUAUUGCUUCGCAACAACAAGCUACCUUAGAUUCAUUU
Racocetra persica is the source of this 699-nucleotide messenger RNA. The record is from the annotation of a GenBank genome assembly. Lineage: Eukaryota; Fungi; Glomeromycota; Glomeromycetes; Diversisporales; Gigasporaceae.